Messenger RNA from Trichechus manatus latirostris (Florida manatee), 2291 nucleotides. RefSeq names its product mannose-P-dolichol utilization defect 1 (gene MPDU1). Lineage: Eukaryota; Metazoa; Chordata; Mammalia; Sirenia; Trichechidae. The record is from RefSeq and is a predicted model, not a curated record. Gene Ontology annotation, biological process: oligosaccharide biosynthetic process. The transcript has 7 exons. The coding region runs from base 866 to 1666 and encodes 266 amino acids.
CGAUGGCACUCCGCGCGUCGGUGUCCCAGAGCUGGACUGCGGGGCGCAGCGCUUCCGCCAGGCGCCCUUCCCCCAGCGGGGCUGAGCCACCACUGAACUCCGCUGAAGUCCUUCCUCUGCAGCGGUCCCAAAAAGCACAGGAGCGCGCCUUGGCCUACAGGCGGCGCCCUCGGGCCAAUGGGGUGGGAGCCGAAACAGGUCCCUGCCUGGACUUAACGGAUGCUGCCAGCCCUGGACGUGGGGUAGUGAUUCAGGGACUGGGCCUGCAGGACGGUGGGGGGGCCUUGGGAGGGCCCUCCCCAGAAGCUAGGCUCGCCUGCCCCCUCUCAUCCUCUGCACCAUUGUCCUGGACCCCGUAGUUGCUGGUACACCCAUAAUCCAAGGCCUGGGUGAACCAGAGAAGGAAGAAGCGUUGGGCCCUGCGCACAGUUUGGCAUCUAUGGAGGGCUUCCCGGCGCAGACUGUCUGGAGACGCCGAGACGCCGAGAGAACAGGAGACAGAGAGCUACAGCGCCCCCAUCCAACGCCAUUUUGGAGACUCCUGUUCCUUCUCUCUCAACUUCGAAGAAUAUAAAGUUGGCUGGGAGAAGACAAGAUGGCGCCGAGCAGGAGGAACAGGGAAAGGCAGGAAGGAUGUUUUGCUUCGGAAAUGGAAGCAUAAACAAAGGCACGAAAGGUGUAACUGCGCAGGCGUACAGCUUAGGCACGCUUUAAAAUUCGAACAGCAAGGUGCGUCCAUAACAAGGUCUCUCUAUGAGACCUAUUCUACACUACCGAAGGCAGGUGGUGUAAGAAACAGCGGCGAACGGAUGGCAGUCCAGCUCAGUCGCGGGAAAAAGAGUAAAGAGGCGUGCCCAGAGCGCGCAUGCGCAGAGUAAGUCAAUGGCGUUCUGGAGCGACUGGCGGAAGCAACCUUUGCAAUAUGGCGGCCGAGAUGGAUGAGCCGCUGAAACGAGUUCUGGUUCCGAUUCUUCUACCUGAGAAAUGCUACGACCAACUUUUCGUCCAGUGGGACUUGCUUCACGUCCCCUGCCUCAAGAUUCUCCUCAGCAAAGGCCUGGGGCUAGGCAUUGUGGCUGGGUCACUUCUGGUGAAGCUGCCCCAGGUGUUUAAAAUCCUGGGAGCCAAGAGUGCUGAAGGGCUGAGUCUUCAGUCGGUAAUGCUGGAACUAGUGGCCUUGACUGGGACCAUGGUCUACAGCAUCACCAACAACUUCCCCUUCAGCUCUUGGGGUGAAGCCCUGUUCCUGAUGCUCCAGACCAUCACCAUCUGUUUCCUGGUCCUGCACUACAGAGGACAGACUGUGAAAGGUGUUGCUCUCCUAGCCUGCUACACCCUGGUCCUGCUGGUACUGCUCUCACCGCUGACACCCCUGGCUGUGAUCACCCUACUCCAGGCCUCCAAUGUGCCUGCUGUGUUGGUGGGGAGGCUGCUCCAGGCAGCCACCAACUACCACAACGGGCACACAGGCCAACUCUCAGCCAUCACAGUCUUUCUGCUGUUUGGGGGCUCUCUGGCCCGGAUCUUCACCUCCAUUCAGGAAACCGGAGACCCCCUCAUGGCUGGAACCUUUGUGAUCUCCUCCCUCUGCAACGGCCUCAUCGCAGCCCAGCUCCUCUACUACUGGAAUGCAAAGGUUCCCCACAAGCAGAAAAAGGAACAGUAGGGAUGAGUCCAUUCCAUAUUCCCAUUCAUCCACCCAGCCUCAGGCCCUCCCCUCCAAUCUGAGCCAGGUCUGCUGGUGUGGUUUUUAAGCACCCCCUUACCCCCCAGCGCGCACGCACACACGCACACACUGCAACUUCUUGAGCCAGGAUUUGUUUUUAAUGGGAACAUAUAGUUGGUGGAUCCAGAUCCUUAGAAAGGAGAGGCUGGGGGUCAAGUUUUUCAAGCUGACAUUUUGACAGUUAUUGAGUGCUGCUCCGAGUGCUGUGCGUGUACUGUUAACCCAUUUAAUCAUUUGGCUGAGAUUCCCCCGCUUAGCAGCAAUUCCCAGCUUCUUGCCUCUUCUGGACAAAUGUCUUACCCUGCCCUCCCACCUCUCCCCUUCCCUUCUGACCCCAGAGGACAGAGCCUAGACAGUGGAAGGGACUAGGGGCUUGCAGCUGCCUCCCUCCCCCAUCCUGGCUGUCUCCUGGACCCCAGUUGCUGGGCAGGAGAAGGGGGGACAGAGGAUGACUAAGGCAGAGCCUCAGGGAGGGGUGAGGAAGUUCCUGCUCUGGCAGGUCCAGGCGGAAGGGAGUGGAGAUGGCACUGGUUCCUGCUGCAGUGAGGGGUGCAAGAUGGAAUAA